GAGCAGAGAGGGGUUGCUCCUCUAACUGGGAGGGCUUAGUGGGGGCCCCAGUGUCAGAGACUCUGCAGAGACCACUGCAACUUAUGUAUGGCUCUGCUUUUUCCCCCUAUUCCUGGGGACCAACUGCCUUUUGGAAAUGAGGAAUUUGGGCCCCCAGCAUUGGACUCAGAAGCAGAGGGUACGGCUCUAAGUGCAGUUUGGGGCAGCUGCAAAUUCUGAGGGCAGCUUUGGGGCCUGCUGGGGUCCUUGUGACUCUGACCUAUCUCCAGCUGCUGUGUUUAGAGACGCUCCAGGAAGUCACAGCCUUUCAUAGGUGGGAGAACAGAGAAGCAGCUCUAAAGAUAUGGAAGGGCGCUGCAGUCGCUCCUUGCUCUGCUGUCUCACUUCCCUGCUUCUCCUUGUCCAGCUGUCCAUGGAGCAGUUCCAGGUUAUUGGCCCUGAACACCCCAUUGUGGCAGUGCUGAGUGAGGAUGCCAUACUGCCCUGCGCCCUAUUCCCAGCCAUGAAUGCAGAGAACAUGGAACUGGGGUGGUUCCGCACCACACUCUCAAAGGCAGUGUUCAUCUACUGGAACCAACAAGAACAGACUGAGGAGCAGAUGGCUGAGUACAGAGGGCGGACCUCACUGGUGAAGGACUUCCUUUCAGAAGGGCAGGCUUCUGUGCACAUCCACAAGGUCCAGGUUUCUGACAAUGGAAUGUACACCUGCUACUUCAGACAUGGAGGCUUCUAUGAAGAGGCUGAUUUGGAAGUGAAGGUGGCAGGGAUGGGCUCUGACCCCCAAGUGCACAUAGAAGGGCCAGAAGAGGAUGGAGUGCGUGUGGUGUGCAAAGCCUCAGGAUGGUUCCCAAAGCCUCAGGUGCAGUGGAGAGACCUCAGUGGAAACAAGUUCCCAGCACUUUCUGAGGCCCACAGCCAAGACACUGAGGAGCUGUUCAGUGUGGAGGCCACUCUGGUGGUGAGAGACAGUUCUGUGGGGAAUGUGACCUGCUCUGUCCUCAACCCUGUCCUGGGCCAGGAGAAGGCCAUGGCUAUUUACAUCCCAGAGCCCUUCUUCCCUCAGGCUUCUCCCUGGAAGCCAGCAUUUGCUGUGGUCCUGACCAUGCUGGGGCUCCUACUCUUAGGGGCUUGCUAUUUUAUCAGAAAAGAACAUUCCAGAAGCAGGCAGGAAAAGGAGCAUCUGCGGCGCCUUAAGGAGGAGGAACAGCAGGCAAAGGAAGAGGCACUGAAGGCCAUUGGUAAGACCCCACAGGGCAAGUGCAGACCUGGUGGUGAGUGGGACAAUGAACUCAUGGCAGACCUCCAUCAGAGAAAAGAAGCUUAUCUGUCUGCCUGGAGGAAGGCCCUCCUGUAUGCAGAUUGGCGGAAGGAACGGUUCCAAGCCUGGCCUGUCACACUGGAUCCAGACUCUGCUCACCACAGGCUUUCUGUUUGUCAUGAAAAGAUGCAUCUGACCUUGAAGGACCCCUGUGUGUACCAUGAUGAAAAAUGCAGUGUGUUGGGUCUUGAGGGCAUCACAUCAGGAAGAUGGUACUGGGAAGUGGAGAUAGAGAAUAAAUUACACAGCAAGUGGACUCUGGGAGUCUGUAGGAAAGAUGUGACGAGAAAAUACAACUACCUCGAAUCAUCACAAAGGGGAUUUUGGGUCAUGGGGAAAGUUAACAAGAGUUAUUUUGCCCUAACUCAUCCUGAGACUUGGUUAUCUUCUAUGCAGAAUCUUUUCAGGGUAGGGGUUUUCCUGGACUACAGUGAAGAGGAGGUCUCCUUCUAUAACAUGAUUGAUGGGUCCCACAUUUUCUCUUUCCCUCCAGCCUCCUUCUCUGGAGCUCUGUUUCCAUACUUCAUGUUUAUGUAUGGAGCUGUGUCCAUGACCAUCUGCUCCAUGGAAAGUGGGUCUGAGGGGCUCCCUGUACCCCUUAACAAUUUUUCUCCUCCGGAGGGAACCCUGAGCACCCCAAUGGAGGGGUUCAGCUCAGGUUGUGGUGUUGAUGGAGCUCCCCCAGAGGCUGAAUCUCUGUUACUUCCCUGACACUCCCAGGUUUUGUCCACGUAGGGUCCCUUGCUGUCUGUGAUCCCUCACUGUGGCUCUUCUGGGGCUAUAGACUCCCUGUGUCAAAAGCCUGUGAUAUGAGACUUGGACUGUACAGUGAGCUUGUCUUCUGCUCUGUGUUAAGACUUCAGAUGUGUGGUUAUGAGAGUUCAGUUCAUAUCUUAUAUUCAGAUAGCAGAAGAUAAAAUUUGGCUCUAUUUUAACUGGUUCAGAGAAUGUUCAAUUUAACUGAGGAGCCCUAUUUUUUGGUAUUAGUAAGUAUUUCAAGCAGCCAUAGCAGCACAUACCUAUAGUCCCAUCUACUGGGAAGGCUAAGGCACGUGGAUCAAUUUAUCCCACAUGUUUGAGACCAGCCUGGCCAACAUAAUGAUACUCUGUUUCCAGAAACAAAACAAAGCAAAAUAAAAAUACAAACAAAGGAGAGAUUACAUUACUGCAC
This is a messenger RNA of Ictidomys tridecemlineatus (thirteen-lined ground squirrel), 2489 nucleotides long. The record is from RefSeq and is a predicted model, not a curated record. NCBI's taxonomy places the organism in Eukaryota, Metazoa, Chordata, Mammalia, Rodentia, Sciuridae.